AUGAUUGUGGUUGAGCCUCAAGGUCGUAGUGGAGGUUUGGCAUUACUGUGGAAAGAAAGUGACCAAGUCAAGCUAUCUAGUUUAUCACAAAAUCACAUAGAUGUGGAGUUAACAACACAGGACUCACAAACCUGGAGAUUGACAGGUUUCCAUGGGGAGCCUAAUCGUAAUUUGAGACGAAGAACUUGGGAUUUAUUGAGCAAUCUAGCACGCGACUCUAACUUACCUUGGUGCAUCAUUGGCGAUUUAAAUAUUAUUACAUCUCAGCAGGAUAAAAAAGGUGGUGCUGCAUAUCCCCAACGGUUGAUUGACGGGUUUAAUGCUCUCUUAGAGGAAACAGGGCUUCAUGAUAUUAUUAAAGACAACUGGGAGGGUGACAAUGAAGGCAGUAGUAUAAUUCAGAAGGUGAAACAAUGUGCUGAGCAUCUUGAUACAUGGGGUAAAGAGAUAACAGGUUACUUCGGAAAGCGCUUAAAGGCAUGUAAAAUGCAGUUAAAGCAGUUGCGCGACAAAAGGGAUGCUCAAUCCGUUCAACAAUACAAGGAUGCUAAACAUCAGCUUCAUCUAAUUCUCGAUCAAAAAGAAUUAUUCUGGCGACAGGGAUCGAAGCAAUUGUGGCUAAAUUCGGGAGAUAAAAACACAAAAUAUUUCCAUGCAUCCUGUAGUACCUGUCGUCGUAUCAACAGAAUUCAUAAAUUGAAGGAUGGGAACGGGGAAUGGGUAAAUUGGCAAACUGGCUUGAAGCCUCUUAUCACAGAAUUUUAUUCCUCUCUUUUCAGUAUGGAACAAACAAAUUGUUAUGAGGUAAUUGGGUGUAUCGCUCCGAAAAUCUCUGAGGUCCAAAACGCCGAGUUACUGUAA
Messenger RNA from Daucus carota subsp. sativus, 861 nucleotides. RefSeq lists its product as uncharacterized. The transcript has 2 exons. The record is from RefSeq and is a predicted model, not a curated record. The coding region runs from base 1 to 861 and encodes 286 amino acids. NCBI's taxonomy places the organism in Eukaryota, Viridiplantae, Streptophyta, Magnoliopsida, Apiales, Apiaceae.